Messenger RNA from Musa acuminata subsp. malaccensis (wild Malaysian banana), 3395 nucleotides. Its product is annotated as pentatricopeptide repeat-containing protein At3g24000, mitochondrial. Gene Ontology annotation, cellular component: intracellular membrane-bounded organelle. The record is from RefSeq and is a predicted model, not a curated record. Lineage: Eukaryota; Viridiplantae; Streptophyta; Magnoliopsida; Zingiberales; Musaceae. Gene Ontology annotation, molecular function: RNA binding; zinc ion binding; protein binding. Gene Ontology annotation, biological process: RNA modification.
CAGCGGGCGCACUACAUCACAGUCGACGAUCUGGCAAAGUGGCCCGAGAGGACUGCUUCCCUCCGCCGCCUCCCCGCCCGAAGAUUCUCCACGUUCAGCCCCUCGGCGGAACCCGCCUCCAAUGGCAUCCGCGCCCUCGCCGGCCACCCGAACGCCGAUAUCUCCCUCUUCCCGCGGCUCGGAUUCGCCCCCGUCACCGGCUCCUUCGCCGGUAGAGCAAUCCAUUGCUUCUCUCUCAGGCGCUCCCUCAGCCUCGGCCUGUUCCACUGCAACACUCUCAUCCACAUGUGUUUUCAACACGGUAACGCCGUGGGGGCGCUCUAUCUGUUCGACCGUUUGCCUGAGAGAAAUUGUUCGUCGUGGAAUACUGCUAUUUCAGGCUGCAUCCGUGUCAGAUUGUUCGCCAAAGCUGUUGAGUUGUUCGGGCGGAUGAGAGACGAUGGCGUGAUGCCCAAUGGGUUUGUGCUCGCCAGCCUUUUGACCGCUUGCAACCGGUGGACGAACAUGGUCACUCGAGGUUUCGAGAUUCAUGGUUUUGCAUUGAAACUUGGGUUAGCGACCGAUCUAUAUGUUGGAACUUCUCUGCUGCAUAUGUAUGGCAGUCGUGGAAUGGUGUUUGAUGCUCGUAGAUUUUUCAGGGAUAUGCCUGAGAGGAAUGUCGUGUCAUGGACUGCUUUGAUGGUGGGCUUUUCAGCUAAUGGGUACCCUGAGGAAGCCAUGAGGGCUUAUCGUGAAAUGAGACUGGAAGGCGUGGUAUGCAAUCAGAACUCUUUUGCGACAGUGAUUAGUUCUUGCGGAUUGCUCGAGGACAAGAAGGUGAGCCUUCAAGUCAUAGGACAUGCUGUGGUUUGUGGAUUUGAGACUGAAGUUUCAGUGGCAAAUGCUCUGAUUACGUUAUUCGAAAACCUGGGAAGAAGAGAGGAUGCUGAAAAUUUAUUUCAACGGAUGACAGAACGAGACACGAUAACAUGGAAUUCUAUGAUAACGCUGUACUUGCAUGAGGGAGCCUGCGAAGAACCUUUGCAGUUGUUUUCUGAUAUGCGCCACCAUGAAUUGGUGCCUGAUGCCACGACUGUGUCCAGUCUGAUCUCAGCUUGUGCUUGUUUGGAAUACUUGAAUUGGGGAAGAGGUAUUCAUGCUCUAAGCAUCAGAAAUGGUCUCAGCCUAUUUGUUUCUGUGAAUAAUACUCUUAUCAAUAUGUACUCGAUGUCAGGUAAGCAUAAAGCUGCCGAAUUAUUAUUCUGUCACAUGCCACAAAGGGACCUAAUUUCCUGGAAUACAAUGAUCUCUGCCUAUGCUCAGAGUGGGCUAUCGUUUGAUGCACUGAGGCUUUUAAGCUAUUUGCUUCGGGAAAACAAAGAAACAAAUCAUGUGACAUUUGCUACUGCAGUUGCUGCAUGCGCAAGUCCUGAAUCCUUCUUGGUCGGCAAGAUGAUUCAUGCACUCAUAAUUCUUCUAGGACUUAAAGAAAAUUUGGUGGUCGGUAAUGCUUUAAUAACCAUGUACAGCAAGUGCAAGGCUAUGAGAGAAGCUCUGUGGGUUUUGCAGGCAUUGCCCAAUUAUGAUUUGGUUACAUAUAACACACUUAUCGGAGGACAUGUAGAGAACGAAGAACAAAGGGAGGCAAUGCAAGUGUUCAACCAGAUGAGAAAAGCUGGGGUUAGGGCAAACUAUAUCACCAUAGUCAAUAUCCUGGGGGCAUUUUCAGAUCCUCGUGAUCUGAUGAAGUACGGAAAGCCGGUUCAUGCUCAUGCACUGUCAACCGGAUUAGAAUCUGAUGAGUUUGUUAAGAACUCGCUUCUCACGAUGUAUGCAAAGUGUGGUGAUCUUGAUUCUAGCAUAUAUAUAUUUGAUGGAUUAGAAAGCAAGACUGCGGUUUCGUGGAAUGCUAUGAUUGCGUCCAAAGCUCACCAUGGUCAAGGAGAGGAUGCUUUUAAGCUCUUCAUGGAAAUGCGACAUGCUGGAAACGAACUUGAUCAGUUCAGCCUGUCAGGGGGCCUCGCAGCUAGUGCAAGCUUGGCAUCGGUAGAGGAAGGGCAGCAAUUACAUGCUCUAGUUAUCAAACUUGGAUUUGACUCAAACCUUCACGUGAUCAAUGCAACAAUGGAUAUGUAUGGAAAAUGUGGUAAGAUGGAUGAUGUGUCAAAGAUAAUUCCUGUGCCAACGAAGCGGUCGCAGCAAUCAUGGAAUAUCAUCAUAUCAGUGUAUGCUAGACAUGGUUGUUUUGAUAAAGCUGAGGAUACUUUCAGAGAGAUGUUAGAAAUUGGAUGCAGACCUGAUUAUGUUACCUUUGUUUCCCUCCUAUCUGCAUGUAAUCAUGCAGGAUUGGUGGACAAGGGUUUUGCUUAUUACAAGUCAAUGACCUCGGAGUAUGGUAUCUCCCCGGGUACAGAACAUUGUGUCUGUAUGGUCGAUCUGCUAGGACGUUCAGGAAGACUUGUCGAAGCUGUGCAGUUUAUCGAGGACAUGACCGUUGCUCCAAAUGAUCUCAUAUGGCGCAGCUUGUUAUCUUCGAGUAGGAUUCACAGAAAUCUUGAUGUUGGCAGUAAAGCUGCUGAGCGUCUUCUUGAACUGGACCCGUUGGAUGAUUCGGCUUAUGUACUUCUAUCGAAUGUAUGUGCCACCAAUGGGAAGUGGGAAGAAGUUGACAGAUUGAGAAGGAAGAUGGAGUCGAUCAAUUUGAAAAAAAGACCAGCUUGCAGUUGGAUUAAGGUGAAGAAUCAGGUUAGUGCAUUCGGCAUCGGGGACAGGAAUCACCCACGAGCAAAUCAAAUAUAUGCAAAGUUGGAUGAGAUUUUGCAACUGAUCAAGAAAUUGGGUUAUGUUGCUGACACUUCCUUUGCACUUCAUGACACCGAUGAAGAACAGAAGGAACAUAACCUCUGGAACCACAGUGAAAAACUUGCCCUGGCUUUUGGGUUGAUGGACCUGCCUCAAGGAUCUACAGUGAGGGUCUUUAAGAAUCUUCGAGUUUGUGGGGAUUGUCAUUUGGUGUAUAAAUUGGUCAGCCAUGCUGUUGGACGAGAGAUUGUGCUGAGGGAUCCCUAUAGGUUUCACCAUUUUGGAGAUGGAGAGUGCUCCUGCUCAGAUUACUGGUAGCAAUCACCUGAGAUCAAACAGGAACUUGAUCGUGAGCAUGUCAGUAGAACCCAAACGGGGAACAGAUAGACAAAGGGACAAUGACAGUUUCUUGAUGUAAAAUGACACAGAACCGAAUAUAAGAGGAGGAGCUGCACAAAUUGCACUGCAGUUUUGCAAUCUCUGGUACAUCAUCGACGACGCCAAGGAUAGUUAAUGACGAGAUUCUUUGCUUGAUAAUUAGUGAAUUGUUCAGUUUGACCCGACAAAUCAUUGUAUUGUGCAUAUAUUCUCAAUUAUCUUCAUGUUCUUUAACA